Capsicum annuum is the source of this 3688-nucleotide messenger RNA. RefSeq lists its product as uncharacterized. Bases 449 to 2968 code for a protein of 839 amino acids. The record is from RefSeq and is a predicted model, not a curated record. The transcript is spliced from 10 exons. Lineage: Eukaryota; Viridiplantae; Streptophyta; Magnoliopsida; Solanales; Solanaceae.
UAGAUGUGAGAUUGUGAGUAGGUGGGGUGUGGUAUUUUGCUGAAAUUUUCUUGAUUUGUUGAUAAAGAUUUGAUUUUUAAGUGAUUUCUUUGCUAUCCACACAAUUUGUUUUUAUGGGGUUGGGUGGAUGUGAGUAGGUGGGGUGUGAUGUUUUGCUGUCAUGAAGGAAUACUUCUCUCAGAUUUGAACUUUUUCUUUUUGAUAACUGUGGUGUCCGAGUCAGCUUUUGUGCACCUCGGCUAAAUCCAGGGAGAUUUCUCUCAAUUAACUCUGUCCGACAAGGCUAGGAUAGCGGUGGUGUACGGGUUAGCUUUCGUGCACCUCGGCUAAAUCCAGGAGACUAUCAGCUAACUCUAUCCAACAAGGCUAAGACAAAGAUCGGUUAACUUAUAGAUCCGGUGAUUUAUUACGAUGGUUGAGAAUUGGAAGUGUUGAAUGUGGCAAGAGUAUGGCUGUUGCUGGCUUGCAUAAUGUUUCUGCAUUUGGUUCUUCUUUAUUUAUAGAGUCUCAGUCGUCAGCAUCGAGGCAGCGGAGUGAACAUGACAGGCCGAGAACCCGGGCUUCAUCUAUUCUGCAAAUGUGGAGGGAGCUUGAGGGUGAGCAUGCGGUGAGUAAUUCCUAUGCCCCUACAGAAGAUAGGCUGGGACCACAGAGGAAUGAUCGUGUCAAUGAGGACCAGAAUCAAAGCCAUAUCGAGUUGGAUAAUUACUUUGAUGAUGGACGCAGUGUUAGCUCAGAUCUAUCAAGCGAUCUUGGUGAGGUUGAACGCGAAAGAGUGAGGCAGCUUAUUCAGGAGUGGAUGCACACUGGUGCAAAGGGUCAUUCACAAUCAUUGAAUGUCUCAAAUGCUAACAACUGUUCUAAGGUACAGUUGUUAGGGGAAAACGAACGAGCAAGGGUGAGAAUCAUAAAGGAGUGGGUGCGAACGAAUAUUCAUCGGAGUGGCACAAGUUCUCCUAGAGAUGAAGUUGCUCCUGAAAUUGGUUCUCAAUUUGAACAAGUGCGUGAUGGGUUGUCGGUCAAUCAUUCACAACAUGGAAAGAGAAAGGCCUUGCGUAGACUCUGUGGUCGACAAGCUCUUGUUGAUUUACUGAUGAGAUCUCAGAGGGAAAGGGAAAAAGAACUUCAGGGAUUGUUGGAUUGUAAGCCUGUAUCAGACUUUGCCUAUCGCAACCGGAUUCAGUCAUUACUCCGGGGAAGGUUUCUGCGAAAUGAUAACUUGAGCAGUGAUGAACGAACUGCUUCAAAUGCAGCAAGCGAACUGGGCUUACUGAGGCAACGGCAUACUGUGUCUGAUUUAAGGGAAGAAAUUUUGUCCAGAUUGGACGAUAAUGUGCGUGGUUCUACUAGUAAUAUGCUGCCGUCCUCUCCAAAGGAUGUCCGUCAGCCAUCUCAAUCAAAUAGUGAACAAGAGGUAAUAGAUGAAUGCUAUGAUCAAUCGGAACUUGUUAAUGAAGAGAGAGAGAUCAACGGAUCUCAUGUGGUGACAAACUCAGCAAGCUCUAUCUGUGAGCAUGUGAAUCAUCAAUAUAACAUGGACGAAGUAGCUGAAACUUCAGAGCAAGUUGGAGAAAAUGAGGAUCAAGAGCAAUACACGUCAAAUUUGGAGUCGUCUUGUAGUUUACCUGAAAGACAAAAUAACGGGAAUAGUGACUUGGCGGAAAAUGCUGGUGAAGGAUGGUUGCUGGAAGCUACGGCUAUUGAAGGCAGUCAGCAAGGUGGUCAUUUGUUAGAAAACCAUGCAACGUUCAAUGAAAAUGAUGCAAUGCGAAGUGAGGCAAGCGAUUCUCAAGAGGUGGUAGAGGCUUAUUUUCGUGAUUUGGAUAGAAAUAUCUUUGAAGAUUAUGACUGGGAAGGUUCAUCAGCUCAGGCAGAAGAGCUACAAGAAUUUAUCGCUGAGCGUGAACAGAGUGAUUUGGAGCAAGCAGAACAGCCAGAGGAAUUUGUAGCAGAACAUGACGAAAGUGAGUCACAGAAUAUGUAUGAUGAUCAGAAUGAAUGGGUAUAUGAUGCCACAGAAAACAUGGUCGGAGAUUCGCAGGAAGGGACUCCUAAUCAAUCUUAUCCAGAAAGUUUGGAUGGUGGCAUUGAAGAACAAAACCAUGCACAAGAUCCACAUGAUGAGUGGCAUGAAGAGGCAAUUGAUGACUGGUUUGACACGCCUUCCGGUCAGGAUGAUGGGUCCAUUGGAAGGGUUGAUACAUUUUAUAUACCGGAUGAUGACAAUGUUUACAGCAUUGAACUUCGAGAACUGCUAAGCAGGAGGCGUGUUUCUAAUCUGCUCCGUAGCAGUUUCCGUGAGAGUCUAAACCAGCUAAUACAAUCUUACGUUGAAAGGCAAGGUCAUGCUUCUUUUGAUUGGGAUAUGGAUGGAACGUCCUCAUACCCCUCUGAUGCAGAGCAGGAGCAGCAGCAGGAGAACGUUAAUCCAGAUGGGCCUCAGAUAAAUAUUGAGGGAAAUCCCUUUACUGCGACUCCACCUCAAGAGACACAUUCUCAGCCACACUGGAAUCGGGAACCUGAGCAUCAGAAUUUACCUCGCCAACAUCCACAUCAGCGCAUGGGAGAAUCAGAGUGGGAUAUCAUCAACGAACUGAAGAUUGACAUGGCUGUGCUUCAUCAGCGGAUGAACGAUAUGCAAAGGAUGCUUCAAACAUGCAUGGAAAUGCAAGUUGAGCUGCAGAGGUCGGUUCGUCAAGAAGUUUCUGCAGCCUUAAAUCGAUCUGCUGGUUCAACAGAUGUGGAUGUUUGCGCGAAUGCUUUGCUGAACGAUGAACCCAAAUGGGAUAAAGUGAGAAAAGGAAUAUGUUGCUUAUGUUGUAAAAACAAUAUCGAUUCGUUAUUGUACAGGUGUGGCCACAUGUGCACAUGUACAAAAUGUGCAGAAAAAUUGGUCGACGAAAAAGCAAAGUGCCCGAUGUGCCUGGCACCAGUAGUCGAGGUUAUCCGAGCUUUCUCUAUACAGUAACUGAUAUAAUUUGGUAGAAAAUAGUAGACGAUAAAUAUCAGAGAGACAAGAUAAAUAAUUCAAAUAAAGAUUUAUUUGGCACCUGCAGUCCUUGCUCCUUUAGUUUAGAUUUGCACGUCUGAUUUAUUAUCGUGAACAGAAUAAGCGGGUGAAACUUAUCCUUUAUCCAAAAUUUCCUUCGUCUAUAUCGGUGUGUUGACAUAUUGGUUGCUGCCUGACAUAGCUAACAGGAAAGUCAGUUUUUUGUGAUGGCUUUUGUUAUGUAUUAAUGAAGUUAUUCGACUAUCCGAGUUGGGAAGGCUGUUUAUGUCACACCUUUUUGGGGGUGCGGUCCUUUUCCAGACCCUAUGUGAACGUGAGAGUGAUCAGCACGUGUGUGGUUGCCUAGAAAGAGCUUUCACUAUCUCCGAGAAGGGAAGGCUGUUUACGUCAGACCUUUUUGGGGGUGUGGUCCUUUUCCAGACCCUACAUGAACGUGAGAUACUUUGUGCGUCGAGCUGCACUUUUUCAUACUUCAAGAUGGGACAUGGAUCUUGAAAUGCCUUCCAUCAUAUAAAUCAUUUUGUUCCUUAAUUUAUGACCUAAGUGAGAUGGUAUACAAUUAUUCAUUCUUUUUUGUUCAUCUUUUAACAAAGAUGGGAAACUAAUGAUGUAAAGUUUAAUAUAUAUUAUUAUUUAUAUACAUUAACUCAUUGAAAUGAAUGAUUAUCUUAUUUUCUA